Molecule: messenger RNA, 1591 nt
Organism: Galdieria sulphuraria
Lineage: Eukaryota; Rhodophyta; Bangiophyceae; Galdieriales; Galdieriaceae
Exons: 4
Coding region: 678-1529 (283 amino acids)
Source: RefSeq, a predicted model, not a curated record
CAAUAGAAUGGAUGCGUGCCAUUCACAAGUGAUUUACUCAAAAGAUGCAACAGACGCCGAUCUGAUUACAAGUGGGGGCUGAUGUCAUUUGUUCAUGUGAGACAGUAGAACGUGGCGCGUGUCUUAUUGGGGUGGUUUCUUUUACACAAAAGAGAACAUUCUGGACUAUGAUGUGUGUGUGUGUGUGUGUGAGAGAGAGAGAGAGAGAACUUUUUGUCAAGGUGGUGAGUUGGAUACAAGACAAUAGUUCCUCCAGGCAAAUUGUUAUGUCAAAUAAAGAAAGGGAGAGAGAGUUGAUAGUUUGGGGUUGAAACUGUUUCUUCGUUGUUGAAUAUUGGCUAAAGAAUGGUUUUCUGUAGUCACUUAUAUGGUUACAAUCUUUUGGUUUGAAAUAAUAAUAAUUAUAGGAACCACUAAAGUUAAACAUUCACUCUUUUUCUUUUAUACAUAGAGGGGAGUGUCUGACACCCUGACUGUUUAGUGUCUAUAUUCACUCGGAAUAUUGUGUGCAAAGAAAUGAAUACCACAAAAAAGUUUCAUGUUCAUUGUUCUUAGAGCUCUGUAUUAGCUUUUCUCCAGUGGAUCUGAAGAUCCAAAUGUCCUUUUCCAUGUUGAGAGGAGGAUGUGAUGUGCUGUCUUCAUCAAUUUCAUUUUUCUUAUCAGUCACGUAUUGUUGAAUGUAUUCCAACUAUCAAGCCUACCCUGCUUUUGAACCAAGUGCUCCCGCCGAAAGUUUCUCAGAUACUUACUACUCAAACCAAUCAGGUCUUAACCAACAGAACCUAGGGAGGAACAGUCUUCGUUUAAAAAUUCCACAGAAUACUACUUCAGUGGUUGAAAAACCCAACCCUUUGAACCAAAACGUCACAGUACGCAGUCCUGUAGUAGGACAAAGUUUUCCUAACGAUUAUACAAGUGUACAAAACAAUGAGGAAAAUGGUAGAACGAAAGAAUUGGUUCGAUGGAAGGACGAAGUUUUUUCUAGUUUAUUUGUAACCCUGACGUUUCUUUGUACUUGUGUACUGGUUUGGAGUGCUUGGUGGACAGCCACUGCUUUGGGAGAACAGCCAAGCAUUUGUUCAGUGAAGACAGGAAUACAAGUUCCUUCAUCUGUAUCUUUUCCCCCAGCUUUUCAGUUCCAAUUUCAGCAAGUUCCUAUUCAUUAUACCAAAGGAGGUUGGCCUGUUAAGAACAGUGGGUUAAGAUUAACAGUUGGUAGUUUGGGAAUAGUUGCUGCUUUUGUUUGGGCGGGAGGAGUCGGUCGUUUAAACAAAAAGCGUACGAGACAAAUCUAUCUGCCUGUUUUUGCUGCUCUAUUGGCUCUCUCAGUGGCUUGUGUUGUAAAUGACGCAAAUAGUUUGUUAUCUGUGAAUGCCAAUCAGUGUCCUUCUACAGGAGAAUUAUAUUCUGUGUUGAGUUCCUUUCAAGGCUAUAAUUGUACUUGUCACACCGGAGCCAUUUUUUGGGCUACUUUAGGUUUGGACUGUGCUAUAUCCUUAUUUUCCAUUUUAUGUGGAGUUGCUCUGUAGAAUUUCAUUCACAUUGUUCAUAGUGUGGUUUUGGAUUAUUGAAUAAAGCAUUUGUGUUGAAA